Molecule: messenger RNA, 7977 nt
Organism: Plasmodium cynomolgi strain B
Lineage: Eukaryota; Apicomplexa; Aconoidasida; Haemosporida; Plasmodiidae
Product: transcription factor with AP2 domain(s)
Exons: 2
Coding region: 1-7977 (2658 amino acids)
Biological process (GO): regulation of DNA-templated transcription
Molecular function (GO): DNA-binding transcription factor activity
Source: RefSeq, a predicted model, not a curated record
AUGCAGACUAACGCGGAAAUUUCAGACAUGAAGGAGAAUUGCGGAGGAAACCAACACUUGGAAGGGAGCUACAAAGUCAGCAAGGCGACGAAUGGCAUAUAUAACAACGAAAUAAAUUAUUACGAUGAACAUUACGCAAAUAUGAAAGAAGGAAAUGACGCACCGAAAGAAAAUUAUUACCCAAACAGUAUGAACGAAAUGAAUAACUAUGACUCUUCCUUGUUAGCGGAUAAAGAUAAUCAUGAAAAUUCUAUGAGCAAUGAGUAUGACAUGGACACCUUGAACAACGACAUGUUAGCGAACAGAACGGAUAGCUAUGGAGCAAAAGCUUAUGACUGUGUCGUCAUAGACAAUGGCAACAGUGUGGUGAAUAUGAAUGGGACUGUAACAAAUCAGAGCAAAUUGAUGACUCCCAAACUUUUCGGCUACGGAGUAAGUAUGGGGAAUAACUCCUUGGGAAGCAUUGGCAUGGGCCAAAUGGGCGAUACAAAUCAUGCCGGUUUCAUCAACGGAGUGAGUACCAUGAAUACGAUGAGCUUUAUCGGUAAUAUGGGCGUAGUGAACGGGAUGAGUAGCAUGAACGGGAUGAGUGGCAUGAACGGGAUGAGUGGCAUGAACGGGAUGAGUGGCAUGAACGGGGUGAGUGGCAUGAACGGGGUGAGUGGCAUGAACGGGGUGAGUGGCAUGAACGGGGUGAGCAGGCUAAACGGUAUGCUCAGGAUGAACUACAUGACCGGAGAUAACGGGGCCAACCAGGGUGGCAACUUUGGAGGUGCCCAAGCAACGCAUAACUUUUCCCCGAAUGAAAAUCCGAACUUUAUGAACAGCCACUUUUUAAGUAAGUCCAAAAUGUACAGCGGGGGAAGUAACCAUAUGGAUGAUGCAAAUGUUGAAGGGAGUCAUAUGAUUUCCAUGAAUGGACACAUGCAUAGUAACAGUGCGAAUGGGAUGAUCAGCACGAACUUUCAAACCUACGCACCGAUGUACUAUGAGAGGAAUGUGGCUAGUCAGGAUAACAUGAAUAGCAGUCCCUACGAUGAGAAUGCAAAUUAUUUGGCAAACUACGCAAGAAACGAUAUGACCAUGAGAGAUGGACUUCGAAACGAAUCCUUCAAAGAAAGUGAAGACGAAAUUAUGAAUAACUCCGUGGAUGAUUAUUACGAGAAAGGCAAUGAGCAGCAUGGGUUUCUGCAGCAAAGCCAGGAGGGCACUCCGAGGGCGAGCUACCUGCCCUAUAAUUCCGCGUCGUAUGGCGCCAGCGACGUGGGGGGUAACAACUGCAGCAACACCAGCAGCAACGUAAGUUGCAAUAUCAGCGGAAAUAACAACCGCAGUAGUAACAACUAUGUCGUGUCUCCCUAUAUGAAUAAUGCCGAUAGUGGGUAUAUUGACUCGACCGGUGGCAGUUAUGCAUACGAAGUGGAUGCGAACAACGCACUCUUCAUGAACAGACACAAUGGGAAUUUGUGUGAUACCUACGUGAAUGUCAUGAACGGCAUGGGAAGCACCGUUGACGGUGGGAAUUUCAGCGGUAGCCACUCGAACGGCAUGGGAAGCAAUGUUGGCGGUCGGAACUUCAACGGUAACCACUCGAACGGUAGCCACUCGAACGGCAUCGUCGUCAACUGCAGCAACUCGAGCAGCAACAAGAUCAAAGGCAUGAGCAAGGUAGGCGGGAACGGAUGUGAGGGGAUGAACACGAACUCGACGGUCAGCCAGGACACGAUGUUCCCGAUGAACUAUGAAGAGGAUGAAAAUGACGAGGAAAAUGUUGGUCACGAGGAAGGCGGGAACGCAGGCCAGAACGGAGGCGGAAACAGCUGCGUUAAUGGCGGCGUCAAUGGCGGUAGCGGUAGCGGCAACGACGCGCGCGGAUUGAUGUGCGCGCCGGACGAGGGUUUCCCCAAGUACGCGGACAACAAGGGCCUCGUACGCAUUAUGGGCGCCACGUUCGACGCUGCAGAGAAUGACCGCGUAGAACACCCCGAUUCGAUGAUCAACCCCAGCAUGUUGAACCCCUUCAGUUACAACCAGUUCUCCAGCCUAGUCAACAGCUACAGCAGGAGCAGCACAACUAAUUCUAUGAACCGAUCCAGUAUGAACGAUUUUGACAACUCCCCAUCAUAUUCCAAUUGCCGCAAUAUGGUCAUGCAGAGGCAGGAGCAGAAUAUGAAGCACUUCGUUGAAAAUGGAAAAAGCCCAUAUUUAGAACCCACCACCAAUGGGUACACUAACCAUGGACUUGGCGCUAGUUACAACAGGGAUAUAGUGGACCAUAGAAUAAAUGGAAUGAAAAUGGAAAAUGUGGAUUUCCCGAUGGAUGUGAAGGGAAAUGAUGACACGGACAUGGGUGGAAGCAGAGACAGCAGAAUGGGUGCAAGUGGCCGAAUUGGAAACAGCACGAACAGUAGCAGCGAAUUGGAGCACAUGAACAACAACACUAUGGAUAAGUUCACCAUGUACGUAACAAAUGAAGAAGGGAUAUUUAAAAAUGUCAGCUGUAGCACUGAACGGGUCAACUACGCUGAUAUGCAAAAAGGAAAUGGUGAAGACAUGGCUGAGUACAACCAAGAGGCAGAAUACAACCAGAACGAAUCGUAUGAUGUUGGUGUGUACAACGGGGGGAUCAACAAAGAAGAGUUGGAGAAAGAGACCAGUUAUGCUAUGUACAACGGUAAGGAUGUGGACGACACGGAUAUGGACAACGGGGUGAGGCGCGAUAUGGACAACGGCGUGAGGCGCGAUAUGGACAACGGCAUGAGGCGCGAUAUGGAUAACGCCAUGAGCCGCGAUUUGAACGACAUGAGCCGCGAUAUCGACUCCAAUCUUCAGAUGAAUAACUCAGAAAGUUACUCAAACGAAUUAGUGGAUAACGUGCAAAUGAGAAAUCUAGGUACUUACGAAAAUGUGCAUAAUUUGAAUGGGGAUAAUAAUCGGCAUGUGAUGUACAAGGUAGAACAUAAUGUUAAGCUGAACGGAGGAGGGAUGCCCAAUUCUGUAGAGCAUCUGAGAGCAGAAAGCUAUCAGAAGUGUAAAAACUACAUGAACAAAACGGGCGUUGCUCAUAUGUAUGACCCUAAUGAGGAAAUGAAUAACUCUAGCAAUUGGGCCGCUUACCACAUGAGAAACUCGCCGUCGAAAAAUUCCUACUUUCUGUUACCAAAUGGGAACCAGUCCAAUAAUGACCUUACCAACGGGAUGAGUUACGAUGGGGGUAAUGUCAAUGGGAUGUCCACGGAGGAAGGCAUCCGUUCAACCGCUACAAGCGGAGCGGCGGCAACUGCAUCGCCAUCUUCUGCUACUGUGGCCUCCGUGAUGGAUUAUAGAAACAACAUGAACUAUUUCGAAAAUGUGAACAAGAGCAUCAUGUGCAGCGAAAAUGGUUACGAUUAUGUGAACCCCCAUCCCAGUGCACAUAGUAGCUACACCAACCAGUGGAUACAACGAAUGAAGGGUUACGCGUCUGAGGAAAAAAUCCAAGUGCCUAUGAAUCUGAACGGAGCUUACAGCAACAUGAACGGUAGUAACUAUCUAAUGCCGCAUGUCAAUAAUCACGGUGAAAAAUCCAUUAUUCGUGGGUACAGCAGUGUGUACAACACGAUGCUGUCGGCGAAAAAUGGGGAUACUGGUACUCAUACCAGCGUCAACGGUGUGAGUAACCAGAACAGGGAGAAUGAUCAAGUUGGUGGAGGUGGAACAUGUGGUAUGAACAACAUGCACCUGCAGAAUGCACAUCACAGUGGUAAUAUUUUGAACAAUAUGGACCCCCAGAAUAGCCCAAACCAAAACGAUUUGAAUACUUUGAAUAGUCUCAUCUCCAUGAAUUCUGAUACUUCCCUAAAUCAUCUAAACAUGCUAGUCAUACCUAAGAUUAAGGGAGUCCGUUUUGACAAAUCAGGGAGAAGAUGGGUGGCUAGCUGGAGCCAGAAUGGUAACCAAAAGAGGCAGUACUUUCCUGUGAAGAAAUUUGGCCAGACACAGGCGAAAUAUAUGGCCAUUUUUGCCAGGAUAAGGGCUGUCAAGUGCAUGCAGAAGAAGUCGCACGGGUCAGCGGAGAAUAAGAAAAGUCAGUUCAGGAAGACCGUGAUGAAGGACAAAACGAAGGCCGAAUCGAACUUCGAGGGUGAUGGUGAUGGUGAUGACGAUGGUGAUGGUGAUGACGAUGGUGAUGGUGACGGUGAUGGUGACGGUGAUGGUGACGGCGAUGGUGAUGGUGAUGGCGAUGGUGAUGGCGAUGGUGAUGGUGGUGGCGAUGUCGACGUCGAUGUCCGUGGCGAUGUCCGUGACGAUAUCCGUGACGAUGUCCGUGGCGAUGUCCGUGGCGAGAGGGAACUCAUCGACGGGGGGGCCUUCAACUAUGGAGAGCACACCUGCGCCGACCAAAACGGAGGAUUCUACAACCAAGAUGUGAAGAACGAAGCCCCAAACGAAUCGGGGGAUGAAUCUCCGCUGAAGAACUACUACGGAUACCCAGAUGGGCCAUGUGGCCUGACAAACAAUGACAUGCCCAUUAACAACAACGAUGGCACAGACGAUUUGAGGGGUUGUAAUUUUCAGACGUAUGUUCCUGUGAAAUUAUCCGCGAAAGGUGUUGAUGAAGAGCAGGGCGAAGCGAGGAAUGUAUGUAAUAAUGAGGAGGAGCAACAGGAGGAGCAGCAGGAGGGGCAGCAGGAGGGGCAGCAGGAGGGGCAGCAGGAGGGGCAGCAGGAGGGGCAGCAGGAGGGGCAGCAGGAGGAGCAGCAGCUGGAAGAGGGGGACCGAAACCAUGAGUGCAGAGCGACGGGCCGCAGCACCAGCAGUAGCUGUAGUAUGGGAAACGGGACCCAAAUGGUUCGUGACGACACCUAUUGCGAAUCAUUCUGCGAAGAGGAAGCGGUAAAUCAAGAGCUGCAAAGUAUGAAGACAAAAUAUGAAUUGGAGGACCAGCAAGUGAUGUCCAUUCAGGUGCAUGUCGGAGGAGACGAAAAUGGAAACGAAUCGGAUUCCCCUCAGAUAGCCGAGUCGGAGUGGGUGCACGGAUAUGCUGGAAAAUUGGGGAUGUGCCCAGAAAAUGCCAUUUUGAGGGGUGAAGAUCGCGAGGAAGGAGAGCCCAAAGUGAGGGAGGGCGAAGAAAAUGACGGAGAGGCUACAAAUGGAGAUGACUCAAAUGGAGAGGUCUCAAAUGGAGAGGCCCCAAAUGGAGUGGCCCCAAAUGGAGAGGCCCUCUUACGUGGUGCCCACCAUGGUGACGAAAAUCCACACGAGGCGUCUGGAACGGAGAAAAUGAACAAAUUUGAUGAGGAUGGCAACGGGGCGAUGCGAGAUGGUGUACUCGCGGGGGAAGCGUGUCACGAAGGUGGAGAAGCUAACCACGGAGCGGAGAGCCACCAGGACGCCAAUCUUGAGGCGGAAAACUGUGAAGAUGCCAGCUGCGAAGGUGCCGGCCGCGAACAUGUCAGCCGCGAACAUGCCAGCUGCGAACAUGCCAGCUGCGAACAUGCCGAGCUAGGGGAGACAGACCGAGGAAAUCCCCACGCUGACGACACGGAGGGAGAACAAACGGACGGCGAGGACGCGACUGCAGGCGGAGAAAUCCCCCAUGAUGGUGACGACUCCGAAACGGACGGUGAAUCCCCGAACGAAAUGAAGCAUACAAUGAAGCAUUCAUUGAAGCAUAACCGGCUCGUAAAGAAACAGCAACAGACACACGGGAAGGAAAAUGAGGUCAUUUUAAUGAACGUAAAUCUGAUCGAAAUGAAUGGAAUAGUUGAUAUAGAAAAAGCAAAGGAACACACCAACAACGUAGAUGAUAAUUUGUGGAAUCUCAUUCAAGUGGUGGAAAGACUGAAAAGGAAAAAGGUUGAAGUGUUUAGAGAUGCAAAUGACCAAUUCGCAUUGAACUUAACUGAAGAGGUAAUGAAUCAGCUGACCAGUAAAUUGGAUGAACUUAAUGUGAUAAACGAAAAUGAAAAAAUGCGGCUGUUCACGCAGUUGAAGGAAUACUACCUUAGGGAGGCCAACCAAAUUUUCCAUAGGAAAAACGUCAAGCUGGGAAUGGGUAAAAAUGGAAAGAAGGAAGGUGCAAAUGAUGAACAGCGUAACGAUAUGGGACAGGGACAGCUUCAAAUUGAAGAGGGAGGAGAACCGUGCUGUGGGUCGAGUGUGCAAUGUUCGUACAGGGUGAACAACAAAAGUGAGGAGGACGACGUGCCUAGCAUACAUGAAGGGGAAAGGAACGGUCAUAGGAAAAGAAACAACAAUGGGGAGUUGAUGCACCCGAAGGGAAGUGCUGAACCUGAUGAAGACGUGAGCCAUAGUAGUAGUAGCAGUAGUAGUAACCACGUGAGUUGUAAAAUGGGCGCUAAAGUGUAUAUCAAGAAUGGUGACAUCGCGGCAGAUGCAGACUGUGACAGCAACCUGUUAGUCAGUGGCAAGUCUAACAGCGCAUCGGAUGGUGACACCAAUUUUACACAUUCUGCGAACCCCCCAUUUGACACCAUCAUUGUGGAGAAUAAAAAAAGUAAGGACGAACAGUACAGUGGCGAAAGCGCAUCCGAUGGUAUGUCUAAUGUAAACAGAUUUAAAAGACAAAAAAGUGCAGCAUGUUCGGACGUACACACUAAUAUGGAUACGUCGACCCACGCGAUCAGGAUAGGAUGUUAUGACGAAUUAGACAAAAAAGAAGGUACCUUGGGUAACACCUUGGAUGUGGAAAGUUACGAACAUGACGGCGAUGGGGAUUGUGGUACCGACUUGGAAUUGAUAAACGAGGAGACGUACGAGAAGACCAUCGAGGAGGCGUAUGAGCAGGUCAUCGAGGGGACGUACGAGGAGACCAUCGAGGGGACGUAUGAGCAGGCCAUCGAGGAGACGUACGAGAAAACCAUCGAGGGGACGUACGAGAAAGCCAUCGAGGGGACGAACGAACAGACAGAUGUGUCCACGUUGAAUGAGAACGGAUCGCAUAAUCACCUGAGCAGAUACCAUGGCAGUAAUGAAAUCAUGUUCUUUCGUGACGGUACGGAUGGGGAAAUCUCUGCCGGGGUGGAUACGUGCGAGGGGGAUGAUGCUUCUACUGGUCGAAUCGGUAACCAGCAGGUCGCGGGCAUCUCAGACGAAGUGCACCAAAAUGGAGAGCACACAGAUUGGAGCGGUGAUGAACUCCCGGGAAGCACGUGCAGUAGUGGCACAGAUGAGCAAACCGGGGUAGAGAAUCCACGCUGUUUGAGGAAUGAUCUAAUCGCGUCUCACAACUGUGAGCAAAGCAAUCCGUUUAGCGAAUCUGGAGACUCUUUUGAACUUGCCCCUAACAGCGACCCUCCGAAUGGGCAGUUUUUACUUGAACCGUUAAGAAGCAAUCAGAACAGUUAUGCGACAAGUGGGGCCAGUUAUGCGACAAGUGGGGCCAGUUAUGCGACAAAUGGGGCCAAUUUUGCGACAAGUGGGGCCAGUUUCGCUCCAUUUGAUAACAGCAAUGUGUUUUGGGAGAACGACCAAUCUCAGAAUCAGUUCGGUGAUGGGGAUACACGAGCAGACCCGUUCCAACAGGAACCUCCUCAGUUGAGUGAGGCCUUUGGGGAAAGCCAUUAUCUGCACAGUAGCAGAGCUGGAGUAACAAACAGCAUGUGUUUCCCGUCCAAUGGCUAUAAUUCUGUUCACAUGAGCGUACCUUUGCAUGAGACUCAAUACACAGGUGGGAAUGGCGAGCUGUGCAGUGGUACGGACAGUUCAACGGAUAGAAAUGAUGCAUCUAAUGAUGUAUCUAAUGAUGUAUCUAAUGUUGUGUCUAAUGAUGUAUCUAAUGUUGUGUCUAAUGGUGUGUCUAAUGAUGUAGUAGUAGAUACGUUGCCGAGUGAUGGCCCCCUAUCUCCUGUCAAUUUGAGUUACCUUUCGAACGACCAUGUGGUAGCAGAAGGCGGAGAAUAUAACGGUGUGCGCCAAACGGAGAAGAAUGCUCAUCCGAAUGGAAAUGUGAACUUGGGCAGGGAGCUUCAUUAA